UUCACUGUUGUUUGUCUGCAGGAAGAAAUGGUUACGCUUCUAAUACUUUUGAAACAGACUUUAAACCUGUAGUUAUUUGUCACCAGUUACCUGAUAAAAACUAUUUUACACAAUGAAUCCUCGUGAGAAUGGCAUUGUGGAGGAUAAUGUGAUUGCACGGUGUCUAGAAGACGCGCUGAAAGUCGCUCUGCGCGGCGCGUUUGAAGUCGCGAUGGAGAUCGCAGUGAAGGAAACCAGCAAACUGAUGGCUCAAGUGCUGCAGGAUGUGCGCGGUCAAAUACAUGAAACCCAACAGGAGAACAUAAACCUCAAACUACGACUACAGCAGAUCCAUGCUGAACAAGACAACCCGAAACAACUCACUGCUGACUCGGACCAAGAAAUGGAGUUUAAAACAGAAAUGAUAAAACACACAGAACCCAGUGAUCAGGGCCAAUCAUCAUUUCAGACAGUGUUUACACAGGUCUUGGUGAAAAAUGUAAAGCCAGAACCAGAGGAUCCAGUCUUAGAUGACAGAUUUGGUUCUGACGCUAGACCAGACUUCCAGAAGGAAUGUGGGCUAGACAGAAUAUCUGUGCCCCAGUCUAAACUGUUUUGGAGACUUGAUUCAAAGCAGCUACACAGUGAGACAAGAUCACUGGAUGAAGAAGCCAGUCUCGGUAAUGGUUCCUCAGAAAAUACUUUGUCAUUGAAUGGCUGCCUAUCUUCUUUAUCCACCCCAUUUGAUGGCCUUUAUCAAUCAGAAGACAAGGCUUCCAUCCUACAGACACUGCAAAACUGUAGAGACCAACUGGAAACAAAUGUCCAAUCCCGCCCGUAUGUUUGUAAAUUCUGUGGUCAUUCAUUUCAUAGUGAAAAUAAUCUAAAUAAUCAUCACAUUAGAUACCACAAUACUAUAUUAAAGACAGUGGUGACCGAUGCCCACGAAUCCAGGCCAAAAAAGAAAAAACUGCUCGUUUUUGCACCUGGCUCCAACCCAUAUCACUGCAGUGUGUGCAAUCAGAACUUUAGUUGCCAGAAAAGCUUAAGGACUCACACAGAGAUACAUACUGGUGAGCAUUCAUACACUUGUACCUUAUGUAGUGUACAGUUUUGUAAUGUUGAGGAACUGAUACGUCAUUUCCAUGUUCACAUUAAAAAAAACCCUUUUGUAUGUUUAGAGUGUGGAAAAAGAUUUGUGAAAGGUACAGGUUUAAAAUUUCACAUGAUAUCACACAGACCUGCAGUGGAUACAUUGAGCAAAUGAUGCUGCAGAAGAUGCAAGAUGUUUUCUUUGUUUCCUUGAGGUUUUACACAGGAGAGUUUUUCCCCUAGAAACAAUAACACAUACAAUCAAAUGUUUUAUUUUAAAAAGUAUAUCUUGGUUUCCACUAAACCAUUAACAUUGUUUAUGGAAUUCUGCUUUUGUAUUUUCCUGUUACCAUUAAAGCAAACUAUAUUAAACAUAGACAGCAGAUAUCUGCACUUGUUUUGGAUAAAAACAGAAUCCAUUAAACCUUGAAAUGUUUUUCUACCAAAAUA
Molecule: messenger RNA, 1521 nt
Organism: Paramisgurnus dabryanus
Lineage: Eukaryota; Metazoa; Chordata; Actinopteri; Cypriniformes; Cobitidae
Biological process (GO): regulation of transcription by RNA polymerase II
Cellular component (GO): nucleus
Molecular function (GO): RNA polymerase II cis-regulatory region sequence-specific DNA binding; DNA-binding transcription factor activity
Source: RefSeq, a predicted model, not a curated record